CCAGGUCUGCGUCAACAUGAAGUGCCUGAUUAUUGUCUGUGCCAUCGGAUUAGCUGCGGCAUCCAGGCUUCAAGGUUAUAGCCUGCCAGGGCCAGGAAGCGGAGGCUUCACCCAUGGUCAUUCGGGGACAUUUAGUCAGGGGACAUCCUUUGGUCAAGGAAGUUCUUCCUUUGGACAAGGAAUAUCGUCGGGAAGUACUUCCUUUGGCCAAGGAAUUUCGUCGGGAAGUACAUCCCUUGGACAGGGAAUUUCGUCGGGAAGUACUUCCUUUGGCCAAGGAAUUUCGUCGGGAAGUACAUCCUUUGGACAGGGAAUUUCGUCGGGAAGUACUUCCUUUGGACAAGGAAUUUCGUCGGGAAGUACUUCCUUUGGACAAGGAAUUUCGUCGGGAAGUACUUCCUUUGGACCUUCAUCUGGAACGACCAUCGGCCACGGAACUUCUUCGGGAGUAAACUUCGGAAUAACCCAAGGUUCUUGCGGAGGUGGACAGGUGCGCCAUGUGGAUGGAAGGUGUGUGACGCCUCGUGUGAACCGUCGCGUCUUUCUCUACGACGUUCCUUCCAACGUGCAGACAAGCGGCCCUGUCAACAUCCCCGAACCUCGCGUCGAGACUAACGUCCUCUUGAUCCGCACACCCGAAGGAGGCCUCGGGCCGCAACCCGUGGUCAUUCCUCCGCCCAGGCAGCAGCACGUGGUGUACGUUCUCAACAAGCAGAGCAGCCAAGACCAGCGGGUGAUCGAGGUACCCUCUUCUGGCCCUUCAACCCCUGAGGUUUACUUCGUCAACUACGCGGACGGAGAGAACCCAACCCUUCCGAGCGGGGUGGACCUCCAAACUGCCCUUCAGUCAGCAAGCCAAGGCGCAGUUCAAGACGUCGGCUCAGCCAUCUCGUCAGGCCAGUCCAGCUCCUUCAGCAGCAGUCAGUCCUUCGACUCGGGAACUCAGGUGUUUGAUUCAGGCUCAUCCUUUGUGAGCCAGCCCUCUGGCUUGUACACACAACCUUGA
Molecule: messenger RNA, 1006 nt
Organism: Penaeus vannamei (Pacific white shrimp)
Lineage: Eukaryota; Metazoa; Arthropoda; Malacostraca; Decapoda; Penaeidae
Source: RefSeq, a predicted model, not a curated record